Molecule: messenger RNA, 891 nt
Organism: Naumovozyma dairenensis CBS 421
Lineage: Eukaryota; Fungi; Ascomycota; Saccharomycetes; Saccharomycetales; Saccharomycetaceae
Gene: OAR1
Product: 3-oxoacyl-[acyl-carrier-protein] reductase (NADPH)
Exons: 1
Coding region: 1-891 (296 amino acids)
Molecular function (GO): oxidoreductase activity, acting on the CH-OH group of donors, NAD or NADP as acceptor
Source: RefSeq, a predicted model, not a curated record
AUGCAUAAAGGAAUCCCUAUUGCGAUUGUAACAGGUGCCACACGUGGUAUCGGUAAGGCGAUUGUUAAGAAAUUAUCACAACAAGGUGUUAGUUGUCUUGGUAUCGGUUCAUCCAUGGAGAGUAUCUCUGGGAUAACCACGAACGAUCAUUUACAUUUCACAGAACCAAACCAAAUACAUAGAUCUAUGGCUAUAGAUUUAACAAAUUGGCCCCAAUGGACUCGAAGGCAGCAACAGAAGGACAAUAAAUUGAUGUUUAAGGGUUAUCAAUAUCAAGACCCGGCAACUUCAUCAUCAUCAUCAGACGCAGACGCAACUAUUCGAACAGAAAUCUGUAAAAGUUUGUUCGACAGUCAAUGGUCCUCUUCAAACCCGCAACAUAGAUAUUACGUGAAUUUAUUAGUAAAUUGUGCUGGCAUUACUCAAGAUAGCGUAAGUAUAAGAACAUCUACAGAAAUGAUAUUGAAAAUCUUAAAUGUCAAUUUUGCCAGUUGUGUUACUCUAAGCAAUCUAACAUUAAAGAAAAUGAUCAAAUGGCAAAAUAUGAUCAAAAGAGAACAACUAACGCCACCGAAAGAUGUUCCCUCACCUUGCAUAAUCAACAUAUCAUCGAUCUUGGGGCAAGGUGAUAUAACGCUUCCUGGGACCUCAAUAUACUCUGCCUCUAAGGCUGCUUUGAUUCAAUAUACAAAGACAUUAGCACAAGAGACAGAAACAUGGGGAAUUAGAACUCAAUCGAUGACACCGGGACUUAUACCAAACACAGAUAUGAUUCAAGAUUUGGAUCAAGUGACAAGAAACCAAUUGACUAAAUUGAUGGGAUUAAAUGUCACUUCCAGUGAAGUCGUCGCAAAUGAUAUCUGGGAUCGCUAUAUACGGCGCGACAAUUAA